This is a messenger RNA of Thalassophryne amazonica, 5993 nucleotides long. RefSeq names its product CASK interacting protein 1 (gene caskin1). The record is from RefSeq and is a predicted model, not a curated record. Lineage: Eukaryota; Metazoa; Chordata; Actinopteri; Batrachoidiformes; Batrachoididae. Gene Ontology annotation, molecular function: protein binding. The coding region runs from base 486 to 5324 and encodes 1612 amino acids. The transcript is spliced from 24 exons.
GAGGGACGGAGAGGCAGCGCGCGCGCGGAGCGAUGGUUGUAGCAGGAGCGGCUUGGCACCGCUCUGUUUACGGCGCGACACCUUUUUCUCCCUCUCUCCGCGAGGCUGAAGACUCCUCUUCUCCUCUCCCCCUGCCUCCUUCGGGAGGUCGACCAGCCUGCUGAAGUUACCGCAGAUGAGGAGUGAAAGAAAAGCGCGGAAGAAGAAGAAGAAAAAAAGGUCUUGCGCGCGCGCGCUGGAAUCCAGAGCGGCCCAGCGUUCGUAGCCGCUGGUUCCGCUCUCUUUAGAGCAUCUGUCCCCGCUCCGAGAGUCCCGUCAUAAGCCGGAGGGGCAGACCUCCUGAUCCGCUCAGGGGUGACCGGGGGAAGGAGGGAAGCUUCCAGACCAUAGGAGGCUGUUCGGGGCCGCACCUCCCCGCGGUGAGGCCGCGCUGAAGCGCCGCUGUGUCGGAGGAUGCUGCGGCUGUAGAGCGGCUCAGAGGGAAGAUGGGGAAGGACCAGGAACUGCUGCAGGCGGUCAAGACCGAGGACCUGCUCACCGUGCAGAAGCUGCUGCAGAGGCCACGGCCCGGGAAAGCCAAGCUCCUCGGAUCUGCAAAGAAAGUGAACGUCAACUUCCAGGACACAGAUGGGUUUUCUCCGCUGCAUCAUGCGGCGCUCAACGGGAAUCUGGAGCUCAUCAAUCUUCUGCUGGAAUCGCAGGCUGCUGUUGACAUCAGAGACCAAAAAGGCAUGCGACCACUGCACUAUGCGGCCUGGCAGGGGAAGGCGGAGCCCAUGAAGAUGCUGUUGAAAUCUGGUUCAUCUGUCAAUGGCCAAUCAGAUGAAGGACAGAUUCCUCUCCACCUGUCAGCGCAGCACGGCCACUACGACGUAUCUGAAAUGUUGCUGCAGCACCAGUCCAACCCAUGUAUUGUGGAUAAUGCAGGAAAAACCCCUCUGGACCUCGCCUGUGAGUUUGGCAGAGUUGGGGUGGUCCAGUUGCUGCUGUCCAGUAACAUGUGUGCUGCUCUGCUGGAGCCCAAAAAAGGAGACACCACCGACCCCAACGGGACGUCGCCUCUGCACCUCGCUGCCAAGAAUGGACACAUAGACAUCAUCAGACUGUUAAUCCAGGCUGGCAUAGACAUCAACAGACAGACCAAGGCGGGCACAGCCCUGCACGAAGCUGCUCUCUGCGGAAAGACAGAAGCAGUGAGGCUCCUGCUGGAAAGCGGAAUCAAUGCAGCAGUGAGGAACACAUACAGCCAGACAGCACUGGACAUUGUGUACCAGUUCACUGCGACGCAAGCCAGUCGAGAGAUCAAACAGCUGCUUCGAGAUGCAUCAGCGGCUCUUCAGGUUCGAGCUCUGAAGGAUUACUGCAACAACUACGACCUAACCAGCCUCAACAUCAAAGCAGGAGAUAUUAUUACGGUGUUGGAGCAGCACCCUGAUGGACGCUGGAAAGGCUGUAUCCAUGACAACAGAACAGGAAACGACCGUGUGGGCUACUUUCCAUCCACCAUGGUGGAGGUCAUCAGCAAGCGCACAGGUUUGGCCAGCUCAGUCAUUUGCACUCAACAGUUUCAAAAGAUACCGCUGGUUCCCCCGGCAACGGUUGCCCCUGCCAACGCAGUAGUCAACGGCAACGACACCACGUUCCAUCAGAUCCAUAUCCUGCCUCCACCGCCUCCUCCUCCACCACAUUCCCAUCAGCCACUGCUCCCACUUUUCACAUCCUUUGGCUAUAACAGGUCGCCCGUGACAACCCCACAGGGAGACACACCCACUACCCCAGGUUGUCGCGGCUCAGAGGCAAGUCCUCACAGCUCUCCCACACCGUCCAGCGGGCCCCAUGGAGGCUCCAAUGAAGAGAUCUGGGUUCUGCGCAAGCCCGUGGCAGGAGGGGACCGCAGCAGUGUUGGGAGUUCUGGUAGUGUGACCAGCUUGCGGUCGUCAGGCAGCGGCCAGAGUGCUGGCAGUGCCGCCCACAUCCUCCAUGCACAGGCUGAAGGGGUUAAGCUCCUGGCCACAGUUUUAUCCCAGUCAACCAAAGCCAAGGAGCAUUUGCUGGAGCAGACCAAGUCUGUGGAACAGAACACAGCAGGCUCUGCCAGCUCCUCUCGGACAUCAAACCAAUUGGGCUGCCCGCUGCAUGAAGCGCCGCCCUACGAAGCCACGGCAACCAGGAAAGGGGAGGUGCCUGGUGAGGGGAAGAGCUCAGAGGCUGUUGUCCAAUGGCUGAGCGACUUUCAGCUGCAGGUCUACGCUCCAAACUUCCUGGGCGCUGGGUAUGACUUGCCCACCAUUAGACGAAUGACCCCUGAGGAUCUGACAGCGAUUGGAAUCACUAAACCGGGUCACAGGAAGAAGAUGACAUCAGAGAUUAACAAGUUGAGCGUCACAGAGUGGAUGCCUGAACACAAACCUGCCAGCCUAGGAGAGUGGCUGUCUGCUAUUGGCCUCAGCCAGUACCAUCAAGUGUUAGUGCAGAACGGUUAUGAGAACAUCGACUUCAUCACAGACAUUACGUGGGAGGACCUGCAGGAGAUAGGCAUCACCAAACUGGGACACCAGAAAAAGUUGAUGCUGGCAGUGAAGCGAUUGGCUGAGAUGCAGCGCACUUUGGAUGGGCGAGGUUCACUCAGAAAGAAGCCACCACCGAUUACACAUCAGCAAGAAGUCGUGUCAGUUGACAGCCCACCUCCAGAUGAAAUUAUGUCACCCAAGAUGAGCACUUUCCAGGACAGCGAGCUGAGCACUGAGCUACAGAGUGCCAUGAACCAGCCUUGCCAGGAUGUCAAAGGUCAACGAUCCCGCACCCUUAGCAAAGACCAUGAGGAGGUGAUGGCAGGAGGAGGUGGAGUAGGUGCUGGACCACCUAAGAAGGAGGCUCGGACUAUGAGGCAGCAUAGCAGCCAGGGAAGCACCUCCUCCCAUCGAAGUGGCAUCUCAUCUCAAGGCAAACACCGUCACUCCCAUUCCCAUUCCCAGCCUGCACCUCCCUAUACACCCCCUCACACCCCAACUAAGACUCGGACCUCCUCUUCAUCCUCAUCUUCAUCCAUCCAGAGUACAGCUUCCCCACAGGCUAAACCCAAACAGUCUCCACAGUUCAUCCAGGGUGAGUCACCACGCUCACACCCUCCUCCAUCUCCAGCCCACCGUGGAGCUCCUUGUGCUCAGCCUCAGCAACAGCCUUCGCAACAAACACAGCACCACCCUUCUGUGGAAGUCAUGGAGACUGCCCAACCGCAGGCCUCCGUCCCAUUGCUCUGCCUUCCACCAGAGGCUGAGGUGACAGAAGAAGGAGCGGGAGAAGACCCCUCACCUCUCCAAAAGAAACGCGCCCACAGCUUGACCCGUUAUGACGGAGAGUGUGAUGAGAGGGCAGGAGGAGGUAGUAGUGAAAGAGAAGGAGAAGCAGAAGCUGUGACAGGUCAGGCCUCAACUGUCGUCCGAGGUGAAGGAGGGAAAUACGCCACAGUGACCCACCGUGUCAGCCGUAGCCACUCUGUCCGCAAUCAAGACAAAAACAUCACCCGCAACCAGCCCUUUGCUCUCCGACAGAAGAAGAAAGGUCCGCCCCCUCCUCCACCUAAACGCUCAAGCUCAGCUAUUUCCAGUUCCAAUUCCAACUUGACAGACGCCAGUGCCCAUCAGCAGACAGUCACCACUACAGGUGGGAUGCUGGAUGUGCCCUACCAUCAGCAACGACGGGCCAGUGACCUGGGAGUGUCUGUUGAGACGGGCAAUGUGGAGACGAGCAGCAUGGGUAGCGUGCGCAGCAUUGCUGCUAUGUUAGAGAUGUCUUCUAUAGGAGGAGGAGCCAAAGGCAUGGCGCUGCAGAAGAACUUCCUGCAGGUGGGGAAAACACAUGAUGCUAUUGGUCUGGACGGAGAAGUAGUAAACCGAAGACGAACCAUCAGCGGCCCCGUCUCUGAGUUGGUGGCAGCUGCCAUGCGAGACCAGCCGCCUUUGUCAGCUUUUGUUCCUUCCUCUAUCCAGCCAGAAGUUUCCUCACCACCUGUCACGUCCUCCUCCCCCAACCCACCCUCCUCCCCCCAUCCCAGCUCGGGAGGCAGCGGGAGCUCAACAGAGAAUCUGCCAUUUGCUGAAGAGGGAAGCAUGACCAUCCGCCGCCAGGGUCGUGGAGAAGGAGAGGGACAGUGUGUAUUUUGUGUCUGCCUGCAGGGGGACGGCAAGGGCAUGCAGGGAGAUGACGGUUACAACCAGGACGAUGUGUCCGGGGAGGAAACUACAACCUUAAAACGACGUCCCUGCGGCUCCAAACCCCACCCUAAUGGCUCUGACUUCACCCUCCAGGAGUCUUCUACCGUCAAACGAAGGCCCAAAAGCCGUGACAAAGAGCCUGAGGGCUUUGCGGACCUUAGCAGGGCUAAUAGUGAGCCAGUGCACAACAUGGCAGCGAACACCAUGCAGCCAACUCCCUACCAGAAUGGUACGGCCACUGUAAAACGUCAUCCAGAGGCUGACGCUGGAGUGACUGAGCAGCCGCAGCUUCCACCUCAGCAUCAAACCCAGGUGGCUGCUGGUCUUCGUCGAGACAGUGUUGACCAAGCGGUUCCAGUGGGGACUGAAGGAGGCCAGAUGAAGAAACCAAAACCUCCCGUCUCACCCAAGCCUGUUGUGGCCCAGAUAAAGAGGCAAGGAGGCCCACAGACUCCCCCGCAGCCUGCCUCCAAUAAGAGAAUCCCACUACCGGGCCCUGGGACACCUGGAAGCCCAGAAGGAAAGAAGAUUCCUCCACCAGUAUCACCCAGACCGGUGCCGCCGCCAACUGCGCCUAAACCGGCCAAGCUGAUCCACUCGAUGACCAUACCCCCCUCCUCAUUACCGGCUCCUGCCCCUGUCAAGCAGCAACACCCUGUGGUGGCCAGACAGACCAGCUCGCCUCCUUUCUUCCCCUCUUCCAACACCAGCAGCCCGCCAAGCACCAAGACGCCAACCCCACCUGCCCAGAGCCCCCACACCCCACAAACCCCCACAACACCCGUAACUCCGGCUACUCCCAGUCCGACUCCACCACCUGUAAAGCCCCCUCGCUCUUCCAUCGGAGGUGUGUCAGUGGACAGCGGGAUGGCGGGCGUAGGUGUGGCACCACAGACUGGUACAACAGUGGAUUUUGGCAUAGAUUCUUUGGUGCAUCAGAAGUUGGAGGAGACAAGUGCAUCCCUGGCUGCAGCAUUGCAGGCGGUGGAGGAUAAAAUACUUCGGCAGGAGGACUCUGUGGCUGAGCAGAAGACGACUGUCAGCAUCCUUGAUGACAUCGGCAGCAUGUUUGAUGAUCUGGCCGACCAGCUGGACGCCAUGUUGGAGUAAUUCUAGCCACUCAGAAUGUCUCCAUGGCAACGCAGCAUCACGAGUGACUCAGAUGGCACAAUGGGCAACAAGCCUGUCUCUCUUUCUGUCUCUCUCUCUCCUUUUCAUCCCUCAAACACUCGUCCUGUCUACGGCUGCUCUGUGGAUGCCAAAAGCUUCAUUUCAACUCCUUUUUUUCCUCAUCUUCUUGUUGAUGACGAAGAUGAUAAUGGCGUCGUACCAGUGGCACAGACUGACUGACGUGUGAUAGACAUAAGUAACUGUAGUGCAGAAAUGACAAAAUAAUAGAGAGAGGUUAAACAAGGACCAAAAAAAUGACAGAUGGAGAGAGAAACUCACAAAAGAGAGGAGAGAUGAAGAAGGAAACUGCAAUCAAAUGUCUUUUAAGAGACUCAAAGAGUCUUGAUGCCACGAUGGUGACCCGAUACAAAAACUAAUAGUGACUGAAAAAGCCAGCUGUGUAAUGAAUCAUAGUAUGGUAUGUGUACAUUCUAGGCAUGGAGAGUUUAUAUCUACUGAGAAGACCUGCAUUAGCACAGUAAUAUAUAAUAUACCCAUAAAUAUCUAUCUCUUGCUCUUUGGUUUGAUGUCUUGGUUCUGUGUGGAAUGGUGACCUCUGGUGUUGUGAUGAUGUAAAUGACUUGGUGGAAAUGUUACCUGUGACCAAAA